Brassica oleracea var. oleracea is the source of this 2636-nucleotide messenger RNA. RefSeq lists its product as uncharacterized. Bases 298 to 2301 code for a protein of 667 amino acids. The transcript has 3 exons. The record is from RefSeq and is a predicted model, not a curated record. NCBI's taxonomy places the organism in Eukaryota, Viridiplantae, Streptophyta, Magnoliopsida, Brassicales, Brassicaceae.
GCAAAAGUACACAGAGAGAGAUAGAGACUGAAAGUGAUUUUUGCACACCAAAGAGUGCUACGAAUUGGGAGAGAAAAGAAACAAAAUGAUGCCUUGAGGGAGAAAACAAAUCGAUUGCUUUUCUUUUUGUUUACAUUACAAAGAACAUGAUCUAUCUAUCCUAUUGCCCUCACUAUUUUGCGAUCUCUCCUUGUCUUUCUGCUUCUCCAUGUCUAUGAGUGAAACUAUGAAAAUAUGUUCGAGAUUUACACACUCUCUUUCUCACUCUAACUCAGAUGUUCUGAUGAGGUGAUUGUAAUGGAAAUGAAAUUUGGUAAAGGAAUUGAUAUGGAACAAAGCCCCAACAGUGUUCUUACUGAAUCAGAGAAGAGGAGUACAAGGCUGAAGCCGCCUCGCAGGGAUGAGAUACUGAGAGUCAAAGAAGGCUUCACCGAGAUAAGCUUCAGGCGCUACCGCAGCACAUCCUGUAAGAACUUUUCUUCCAAGCCGGAUAAUAAAACGGAGCAAAGGCGAGGUUCUGUGUAUCAAAGCUCCAAUAAGUUUUUUAAAGAGCUUAGAGAUCCUCAGGGACGUAAAGACUCGGAUGCAAAACUUGAGCUGUCUCGUACUAGCGACGCUUCUUUCUCCUUUAGAGUUGUUGAUUCUUCAAGAAAGGGGAGUACAGAGAAAAUAUCAGACGCAAAGAAGGUUUCAGAUGGACAGAAGUCAUCAGCUGAGCCUUACACCUCUGGCAACUUCAUUGACAUUUGUUUGAAAUCAGGUAUUAAAGAUAGAGGAGUGGUGUUGGAUUCAGAAGAGGAUGACCAUGAAACUAGAUUGCCUAAGCCACAUUCCUCUUCAUUAGAAGCCGGUUGCAAUAAGGAAAGCUCAAGGGUUAGGAAAAUGUUUGAUCCAUUUGUUAAGUCAAAGUCUCUGAGAAGUCCUCUUGGCUAUUUAGGAGAAGCAGAAAAGCCUUGGAAGAACAAUGAGCGUUGCAAGUCUAUGUUGAGUGACUACUCAAACAUUCAUAAAAGUCUUCCUCCAGUUGUCAAUAAGGACUAUGUACUGGCAUCAUCCCCGGUUCAUCUACAUUGCCGUCUAAAGGUAGAAAGCAAACAUGGGUUGCCUGUUUUUCAGUUUGUGUCUGAUUCUCCAGAGGAUGUUUACACCGCAAAGACGUGGAAAUCAGAGACUGGUUCUAGUUGGGUGUAUACAUUCUCAUCUGCUGGGAUCAGAAAGAGAAGCAGUGCUAGCGUGAGGGGUUUGAACGAUGUUAGCAAAGAGCCUUUGCUUGUGGCUCAGAUGCAAGUUUCAUGUAACAUGUCUUCAGAAGUAAGAAAAAAGGGACAAGAUCCAGAGACUUUGAUGGUUAACGAGUUUGUUUUGUAUGAUAUUGCACAAGCGAGACGGAGUGACUCUGUCUCCACAAAGGAAGAUCAAUCACUACUACCUCUUGCUAAACCAGAUUCAGAUUCAAGAAGCAGCACAUUGUCCAGGGAUGGUUGUGAUACAAUGAAGCAGAGAUCUCAGCCAAAACGUACAUCUCAGAGCUGUGAUCUUGAGGCUUCGAAUGGAACAAACCCAUGGUCAGCUGCAGAUUUGCAUCCUGACCUUGAGAUUGCCGCUAUAAUUAUCCAAGAGACCAUUGAGAAGAGAGAGAGCUUAAAGUACAGAAGAGGUGACAAAAGGUUGAUGGAGAAAACGAAUCUUCUUGGUCUUUCUCCAAUAGAAGAGGAGAAAAAGGAGUUGUUUGGUUCUGAAAAGUUGAAAGUUGUAAUCCCAAGGGGAAACCAUGGGCUACCAACUACCGAAAACUCCGGUCCUUCGCCUUUGAUUCAGAGAUGGAGGUCAGGAGGUGGUUGUGACUGUGGUGGUUGGGACAUGGCUUGUCCUCUUAUGGUUUUGGGUAAUCCUCUUAUCUCAUGUUCUCAUGAUCAGCCUCUUGUGGACUAUCAGCAUCCUUUGCAACUAUUUCUCCAGGGUGCUAAAGAGCAUAUACCAGCGUUGUACAUGUCGUUUGCUGAGGAGGGGCAAUACGAUGUUCACUUCCAUGCGCAGUUAUCAACUCUGCAAGCAUUCUCCACCUGUGUUGCCAUAUUACAUAACACUGAAGUCUCGGAUAAUUACAGAAACGGCGAGAAUGUACAACCGUUGUCACACUGCAGCUCACUGAAAAUGUUGAUUGAUGAGGAUGUUCAGUGUUUAGUUGAAGCAGUAACAGAGGAAGGAGAAAAGAAUGUUCCUAAUCCUGUGAAAGAAGCUGUGAUCGCUCUUCAGUCCUACAUGCCAAACCCUCCUUUCUCGCCAAUCUCUCGAGUGUAGUCUGUGAUGCUGUCCAGGAUUGGCAGUAAGAAGAUAAGAGAAGGUUGGUCUCCAGCUUCCUGACAAAGUGCAGCCAUGAAGCGGUUCCCCAAACAAACUAGAACUUGAAGAUGGAAUGUUCUAUGGUCUCCGGUCUGAGAAAUGUGUCACGUUAUUUAUUCAUUCUUCCGAGUAGGAUCUUUGCAAAAGAAAAAAAAAAGCUACAUUGUUCAUACUAUAAGGUAGCAAAUGGGAGUUGCCCAAUUUGGUUAGAGUUUCUUAUAAGCUUAGAUUUGGUUAGAUCUUUCAGAAAAAGUUUUGUAACUUGUAGUGAAUAAUGAGAUCAUCUUCCUCUU